Rhagoletis zephyria (snowberry fruit fly) is the source of this 1011-nucleotide messenger RNA. Its product is annotated as early nodulin-75-like. The record is from RefSeq and is a predicted model, not a curated record. NCBI's taxonomy places the organism in Eukaryota, Metazoa, Arthropoda, Insecta, Diptera, Tephritidae.
AUGCCAAUGCGUCAGUACUUGGCGCCACCGAUGACUUCAUCUGAUGAACCUCAACAAAUGAAUUCAAUAACUGCCGAUAGUAAUCAUCAUUUCGCUCCAGAUGUGAAUGCUCAUGACCAACAGGAGACGCUCCAGGAAUCUUCUGCUCCGUCGAGACAGUAUUUAUCACCAAUGUCAAUGCCUAUUCAAGAACAUGAAUCUCGAGAGGCUUCAGUGGCCAUGCCCAACAAUCAAUAUUUGGCUCCACCACCAACAAUGCCCAGCAGUGGGCAACAACUGCAGCAACAAUCAGCGCCAGCUGUGCAUUACUUGCCACCACAGCAGCAAAUGCUUGAAAUGCCUCCGAGGCAAUACUUGGCUCCUCAAAUACAAAGACAUGAAAUGCAAAUGCACCAGAAAAUGGAACCAGAGCAAAGAUCUCAGGCAAUGCCAGCAUCCAGUUAUUUGCCGCCAACAUCAAAAAUGUCUCCACCGACAUUAGAAAUGUCUUCGCCGUUAAUGGAAGUUGUGCCAGAAAUGGAACCGACACGCGAAUAUCUAAGUCCAUUUGGAGAAGCCGAAAAUGUAGCAGAAGCCGCACAAGAAUCCGCCAAAGAAGCCACAGCAAUGUUUGAAGAGCAAUCGGCUCAUCAGCCAACGCCACCAGCGCUCGCCGAAGAGCCGGCUAGCUACUAUCUACCACCACAGUCGCCUGCAGCUCAACAGCUUAACUACCAGCCGCAAUACCAGGUAUCUCAACCAACGCCACAGCCAGAGCAAAUGCCGCCAGUCGAAUUUGUGCUACGACACCAUCAGCUGAUGACGCAGCCCGGAAGUGUCGAUGAUGCGCCCGUGUUUUUUGCUCAAUUCCAAUCGAUGAGCAGCGCCGCCUCUCCCACUGUACAAACAGCAGCGGAGCCUAUGCCAGCACAUAUCUUAAGCGAUGACGGUUAUCAUUAUCGUAAUGGUGGUAGCAGUGAAGGACUGAGUAACGCAAAUCUCGAUGUAAGACGUUUCCGCGCGAGACAUUGA